Molecule: messenger RNA, 1498 nt
Organism: Paecilomyces variotii
Lineage: Eukaryota; Fungi; Ascomycota; Eurotiomycetes; Eurotiales; Thermoascaceae
Exons: 1
Coding region: 111-1238 (375 amino acids)
Source: RefSeq, a predicted model, not a curated record
GUCCGAUCACCGCGUCGACGCAUUUCCCCUGUCCCGGUUCUCUGUCACCCUGCCCUCUGAAUCUGGCUCUUCUUCAGACCUGUCGGACUAUAUACUACGAGGCUCGCACAAUGCCUUAUGAACUCAAUAGGUUCCACACGUGGGAGCUAAGCAGCUUUUCAAAUUUCACUUAUUGUUUGAAGAGUUGGCAGAUCCGGUCCAUUAGCCAUCUGUCGAUUGAUCUCAGUGAUUCCUUCGGCGGUAAUACGGCUGCGUGGAACGAGUCGCUCGCCGUUAUUGCGCGCGCUUUCGUGGGUCUGAAGACCCUCUCGAUCACGAUAUGGCUUGGCUCCUUCCAUCAAGCCUUCAGACCGAAUUUCUGGUCGGGGGGUCUGCUGGACCUUGAUCGUUUGCAACUUCAGGGUCUUCGCCUUGUGAUAUAUGGAAGACCAGGACAGCCGGUUUUUGACUACUCCGCAGGAACGGGCGUGGAGCUUCCAGUUGAGCAUUUCAAUACACACCUUCGCCAGUGUGGAACUGGUCUUGAGGGAAGCCGUUUGAUAAUGGAGGACUGCGACCAAAUCUCCUACAAGGGAACGGUAUCAAAAACUGCUUCUACCCAGCAAUCUGAGAUCAAGUUCAGCGCAGCGCAGAAAUGUCUGGAGCAUAUCUACGCAGACUGGGCACACAAGAGAUGCGAUGCCAUUUUACCUGUUGGGUUCCAUUUCGAUUUCUAUCCGCUCUAUAUGCGGGAUAUGCUUGAGAGGCUGCCUGAGAGCGUGGGAAAUGCUGAAAUUCAAGGACACAAUCUAUUCACGCGGAAGUAUGCAUUUUGUAAUGCGUACGAUAAAUCCGAUGGAGGACGGCAUCCGAUUAUAGGAUAUCAGUUCCAUGAUGACACGCCUCCUGAGGAAAUAAACAGGGGCGUCGAAAUGUUCCUGGAAGCUCGGAAACGGCUGAAGAGGUCCCAUGCAAAAUGGGCACCAGUAUAUCAGGCUGAAGCUCAGAAAAUACUUCAGGAACGCAGAGCUCGACGAAUGUCUCGUGGCUCGCAGCUGGAACAGAAACCCUGUCGAGAUAAGAUGGGUUAUUCUCUGCUAGAACAAGAUGGGGAGCCGGGAGAAUGGAGACAUCGCCUGGUUGCGGAGACAGUCGCUCCAUUAAUUGAAACUUUUCCGUGGGAAGUACCAAAACUCGCGAGGGUAGAGACUGAUAUCUGCAUAGACUGUCCUAAGAAAGGACCUGGUCAUCCCCAGUAGAUCGAAGUCUGAGUCCACAUUUCGAGAUAAUUUGCAAGAACAGAAUUCCUGAAUAGAGUAUCUCAGCAGUGACAGUGUCGUUUAGAGGGGCAUUUACCCUGUUUGGAUAAACACAUCUUGGCAAUGAUUGUGAUUGUAUUUGUAUUUUGACCUGGGCACGUCUGCGAUAGGCGAUGUUGUACGUCAAAUAUUGAAUAUGACUGUAUAUAGUAGUUAUGUCUGAAUGAUAAACACGUUCCGUUCCCUCUAGUAGUUAAUAA